GUUCAAGUUGUGACUCGCAACUUGUCAGUCGAUUUAUGUUGCGUGCGAGUUCUCCAAUUUUAAGUGACUGCAAUUAAUUGAUAGUAAAAAAAAAUAUAUUUAAUGGUCAUGUUUUGACCAAGUCUAACCGACUCUUCCUUCCUUCCUACGUAGCUAACAUAGUUAAAAUUAUCACAGAAUAUGGAGGAAAAAGAGAACGGCGACUUCCGGCAUUCACCAGUUGCCGGUGUCGACACUGCUGAAACUAAACUUACAAAUGAAAAAGAUGUACAAAAUUACGAGGACUCCUCCCCACAUAUUCUCACAGAAGACCUUGUCACCACUCCGAAAGUCAAAAAAGAGAUUACGACUGAAAUAAACAAUGACCACAUUGACGAAUCAUCUCAAGAGAUAAAGACUGAACCUCCCGAGCUUAGCAGUGGGGACAGAAAACUACUAAACUUAGUAGUUGUCAAUACUAACAUCGAUGUCAAACAGGAAACGGACACUGACGCCAAAAUCAAAACUGAAAAGUCUACGCCGAAAAAUAAGCUAAAAAAUUACGGGCGUACUCGCGUCGAAGUAGUAAGAAAAAUUACACGGAUUAUUUUUUGCCAACUUUGCUACGCUCAAAUACCAUCCGUCUCGAAAUUCAGGAUCCACUUGGAUCGAGAACACAACAUCCAGGUCAAAGGCCCCCCUCGAAUCGUUGAUAGUGAUGAUUGUGACAACGAGUUGACGAUGAAGAAUGCAUCCGAUGCAUUGCGACGUGCCGAGAACACCCCCCGCACCACGGUAGUCCUCUCUGAUUCUGAUGAUGAUGACGACGAUAAGUCAUCCGAUGAUUCAGAAUCUUCGGAGGAUUCCGAUUCUGAUGACCAAGAGCAAGAAUCAAAACCAGCAGAAUCACAAGUCUCGACGGAGGAGUCUUAUUUGAAACUAAAAACACGUCUCAUGAAAAGAAUGAUGCGACGGGAGACAAGAUCAAAACUUCGGAUAGAAAAAUUGCUCGCCAAACUCGGGAAGAAUCAGACAAAGUACACCCAGUGUAAUAUUUGCUGGAUUGAGCAACUCGAGACUGACAAACAUGAACCUCUACGAGUAGAACAUAAGAGGCAACAUACAGAUGGGGAGUUCAAAUUGUGUCAAUUUUGUGGAAUGAGCUUUUUAUAUGAAUAUUACUUGGAGAAGCAUUUGGAAGAUUUGAGCGUCCCCACCGUUCCUUCCACCAUGUCCCCACUUGAAGCUGAAGAUCUCCUCCAUGAGACUCAUUCUUGUCCUGAUUCUGGUUGUGGUGAGAUUUUUGCCAACAGAAAAUGUCUACUUUUCCAUCGGACAAACACUCACGAUCAUUAUCACCGAUGCCCAACUUGCGAAAAAGUUUACAUUCUGUACUCUGACAUGAGAAAGCACAUACAACGCGUCCACAAUUAUGAGAAUCGUCUCCUGCCUUGUCCAGUUCCACAAUGUGACAAGUCGUUUCGUAAUCGUCGUGGAAUUUCAUCCCAUAUGACUCAUGCUCAUACAGUUGAGGAAAAAGAAAAAUACUUUACAAGUACUAUCGGACAACCAAACAACAAAAUUGAUAAGACUGAGUCAGACAAAAACGCUAAUAAUGACGAGGAAGACGACGACAAGAGUAAUGUUGUCGCCACCUCUUUGCCACCAGAAAUAAGUGUCCGUCACAAUUUACCUCAGCCGUUCUGGAGCAGGAGAAAUGCAAAAUUAGUGAAAAUUCGAGACCUUAUCAGGAAAAAUAGAUUGCAUGGACCCAGACGAAAAUUCAAGUCCAUCUCAGCACGACCAUCACUUGCUCCACUGCCCUCGCAAAAACAGCGUUCACUGAAUACAUCCAAUAAUUUUCUAACAAAUAAACCAUUUCUUCUACCGGUCAGACAGACGCCCAUAAGUGUGAACCAACAACCCAGUGUGAAGUGUAAACCAAAAACUAAAUCGGCUAAUAUCAUCACAAAACUUGGAGGCUUUGAUCUCCGUUACAAAGGUGCAAAGUACAGAAAAUCGCUCUUGUCCGUGCCACCGAAACAAAAUGUGAAUUUCAAUGACAAACGUAGAAGUAUUCCUUCCCACCGAACAUUCUCGAUGCUUUGUUCACUGUGUACACGAGGAUUCCGAACUAGGACAGAUCGCGAUGCUCACAUGGGUUCCACACAUCACCUUGAUUUCACUCAAGAAAAACCAUACAUUUGUCCUAUUACUGAUUGCGAUAAACGGAACUACGUUAAUGGGCCAACGUUACUCCGACACAUUCGAAGUUGUCAUCCACCUUCGGUAGAUGAAGAACUCUUUCGGCAUAGUAUAGAAGAGGACAAAUUAGCAGAAGCUGCAAAUCCUUCAUCGACUCUUAAGUGUUCAGAUUUAGCCGCUAAUGAAUGUCAGACAAAUAACAUGAUGGGCCGUAAAGGUAAAAUCGCUGCAAAAAUGAAACUUGAAAAAGACUUCUGCGACCAGCAAGAAAAAGAAAAGAAAGUUCGGAAAAGACAAAAACAAAUAUCGCCAGGUCACUUAGGUCCCACAAACAGAAACCUUACUCAUUCAUCAGGUCCAACUCCUGCUCGGCGUCGCCAAUUCCCCCGACGUGUUUUGGGUCGUAGUUCCGAAAAGCACGGUCCGGAAGCUAUAACCAUUCGAGAAGUUUUGGCGAAAUUUAAACUCAAAACUGGAUAUUACUGCCCGGAAUGUCCAGUCCCCAAAGGAAAGUCGUUUGCAUCUACGUGGAACGUUCAUCGACAUCUUGAAGUACUCCACCCAACUUCAACGUUUCUCUUAUGCCCUGGCUCGAUUAAGGACAAGAAUAUUGGUGGUGAUGGAAUUUUUUCGACAAAAAUAAUCGAGGAGGAAGAUGAAGAGAGUGAAGAAGAGGUCGCUGGACCCUCAAGACCUGUCGAGGAAGAUGAAGAAAUUGAGGACGCUGCUAACAUUAAAAUGAGCAAUGUUAAGCCUAAGCCCCAACCGAGGAGGACACCAUCAUCCACCUCUACUGGAAAUCCCCUCCUUCCAUUUAAACUACCCAAUGGCAAAUAUUACUGUCCAGAAUGCAAUUCAGAUCCAUCAUCUCAGCCAAAGUAUUCACGACCUUUUGAACUAUUACGGCAUGUUAGUGAUUGUCAUCCAGGUUCAUCUCUUUUGACACCUAAAAAAUCAUCCAGAGAAAUAAAACCUGUGAUUAAACGAACGAGCAUUAAGAAAACUAAAUUGACAGAAAUCAAAAACAACAAGAAGCAAGAAUCAGGCGUAAUCAAAACUUUUGACUGUCCAUCUUCUUCUCCUGUCGCAGGACAGAACAGUUCUUUGACGUUGUCAAACCACAUGGAGGAACCCACCACCACAACUUUUCCUUGCCCUUUGUGUUUCAAAAUAUUUAAAGCGUGCAUGUCACGUCGAGCACACAUGAGGUGGUGUAAACUACGUAAACAGAAAUUGUUACCACAGGUGGGAAAACUUUUUUCAAAGUAUACAAAGUCCACUAAUACCAAGACUUUCUGUGCCCUCUGCUCCAAAAAAUUCAUGUCAUCCCGUGCUCUUGCAGCCCAUAAGGGAUGGAAACAUUCAUCGGCAAAGAGUUUGUCGAACACUGACUGUUCUGAAUUUGGUAGAGAAAUUGACCCAGCCAUAUGCAAUAUGCCGAAAGCAAAAUCUGGUCCCAGCAGUUCAUCAUCAACAGCCACCAAGCCGCCUCUGAUCAAGCUUAACAUCACGAAUAGUGAUUCUCAAGGUGCUAAUAUUGACCCCUCCAUUAUUUUACACGACUCCAACGCUACUCCACAAACCUGCAGCGAACGAAUUGCUUCCAUCGGUACAGGAAACCACACCACAAGGGUGAAGACUAGGCCAAAAAGAAAAUGUGUCAAAUAUUAAAUCUCAAUUAUUCACGCUGGUCAUAUGUAAAAUUUUCCACUGCUUAUCUCACCAUUUUGCCUUAUUUAUUAGAAAAUAUUAGAGAUAAAUUUCAAUAGCCAUAUUGGCUUGUCUAUUAGCUUAUGAAUUUUAUAUUUCAUAUUUGUAUUUCUUAAGAUGACAAAUCAUUUGUAACGGACAAUUUAUUUAUGAAACUUGAAAGUCAAAUAAAUAUUUAUUGAUUAAUAAGUAAAACAACUGAA
Molecule: messenger RNA, 4097 nt
Organism: Folsomia candida
Lineage: Eukaryota; Metazoa; Arthropoda; Collembola; Entomobryomorpha; Isotomidae
Exons: 6
Coding region: 181-3855 (1224 amino acids)
Biological process (GO): regulation of transcription by RNA polymerase II
Cellular component (GO): nucleus
Molecular function (GO): DNA-binding transcription factor activity, RNA polymerase II-specific; RNA polymerase II transcription regulatory region sequence-specific DNA binding
Source: RefSeq, a predicted model, not a curated record